AUGUCCACCUUCAAGGGCUCCGUCAGUGUCACAUACAUCGGCACAGCCACUGCCCUCCUCCAGAUCGACAAUGUCACUUUCUUGACAGACCCCUUCUUUUCCCCCUCUGGCGCCGAAUGGGACCUCCAAGUUGUCUUGCUCAAAGUCUCUCAAGAUCCUGCCAUCAAGCCUGCAGACCUUCCUCCCAUUGACGCUGUCCUCCUCAGCCACGAGGACCACCCUGACAAUCUCGACGAGAUCGGCCGCCAGGUUCUCGAAGGCAAGAAAGUCUUCACCACCAAGGAUGGCGCCAAGAACAUCGGGAACAAGGCCAUUGUCACUGGCAUGAAUGCUGGUGACAAGACAACCCUCGUCGCGAAUGGCAAGACCUUUGAGAUCAUUGCUACGCCGGCUGAGCACGCUCCUCAGGGCGAGUGUAUUGGCUUCAUUGUCACAUCGCCCGACUUUGGCACCACCAACGGCCUUCCCAACGCCAUCUUCUUUUCCGGAGACACCAUCUACAACCAAGAUGUUGCCAACAGCCUCAAGGGGUACCACAUCAGCCUUGCUCUGCUCAACCUCGGCCGUGCAGCUGUUGAGGUGGGCGCACCUGAGCCCUUGGCUAUUACCAUGGACGGCAAGCAGGCUGCUCAGCUCAUCAAGGAUGCCGAUGUCGAGAAGGUUGUGCCGAUGCACUUUGAGGGAUGGGGUCACUUCAGUGAGGGGAGGGAGGAGGCUACCAAGGCUUUCGCGGAGGCUGGUGUUAGUGACAAGGUAUUGUGGCUGCCUCGUGGUGAGCGCAAGGGUCUUUUCUAG
Trichoderma citrinoviride is the source of this 795-nucleotide messenger RNA. Its product is annotated as Metallo-hydrolase/oxidoreductase. NCBI's taxonomy places the organism in Eukaryota, Fungi, Ascomycota, Sordariomycetes, Hypocreales, Hypocreaceae. The coding region runs from base 1 to 795 and encodes 264 amino acids. The transcript has a single exon. The record is from RefSeq and is a predicted model, not a curated record.